AUGCCUGGUCAUCUAUUCGUAAUCGCAACGAAAGACAGAACGAGAGAACGGAAGAAAAUCAAAGUUCUGUAUCUCUGGCAAUUCAACGUCCCGCCCGUUCAGCGCGUGAUUCUUCUUCGUGUCGCACAGAGACUGUACAGUACCCACGACGACCAACUCCACUACCUAGGUAGCGAAGCGAAACUAUUUAAGAGAAGAACGUUUGGUCCCCUGGGCUGGUUGACCAUAGAUGGCAUGGUCACCAGGGGCAUUGACGCCUCUUCUCAUUACAAGUGCUCAUAUGGCCCUGUCCAUCUGAAACACAUCUGGCGCUCCAACUUUGGUACGGAUGAAGUCUACACCAAGUACAACCCUCCUGCAAUGCACGUCUACCAACUUUUAGGGAUUGUUAUCAACCGUCCCGCCAAUCCGAACAACACUAGAGCGUCAUCUACGAUCUACGCCGUCGCCUUCGAGAACCGAGCUAGUCGGACAUCCAGCACUUUGUCGAUUGUUUCCUACACGACAAUGCAUUCUUAA
Messenger RNA from Sodiomyces alkalinus F11, 519 nucleotides. RefSeq lists its product as hypothetical. Lineage: Eukaryota; Fungi; Ascomycota; Sordariomycetes; Glomerellales; Plectosphaerellaceae. The record is from RefSeq and is a predicted model, not a curated record. The transcript is spliced from 9 exons. The coding region runs from base 1 to 519 and encodes 172 amino acids.